AUGUGCAAACUGGCAAAAAAGCCCCCAAAGGCCGAUGCAUCCACCCUCCUGCGCUCCAAGUCGGGCUCCGAGGAGGUCCUGUGUGAUUCGUGCAUCGGCAACAAACAGAAGGCCGUCAAGUCCUGCCUGGUGUGCCAGGCGUCCUUCUGCGAGCUGCACCUCAAGCCCCACCUGGAGGGCGCCGCCUUCCGCGACCACCAGCUGCUCGAGCCCAUCCGGGACUUCGAGGCCCGGAAGUGUCCCCUGCACGGCAAGACCAUGGAGCUCUUCUGCCAGACCGACCAGACCUGCAUCUGUUACCUCUGCAUGUUCCAGGAGCACAAGAAUCACAGCACGGUGACGGUGGAAGAGGCCAAGGCCGAGAAGGAGACAGAGCUGUCGCUGCAGAAGGAACAGCUGCAGCUCAAGAUCAUCGAGAUUGAAGACGAAGCUGAGAAGUGGCAGAAAGAGAAGGACCGCAUCAAGAGCUUCACCACCAACGAGAAGGCUAUCUUGGAGCAAAACUUCCGGGACCUGGUGAGGGACCUGGAGAAACAAAAGGAGGAAGUGAGGGCUGCCCUGGAGCAGCGGGAGCAGGAUGCUGUGGACCAAGUGAAGGUGAUCGUGGAUGCUCUGGACGAGAGGGCCAAGGUGUUGCAUGAGGACAAGCAGACCAGGGAGCAGAUGCAAAGCAUCAGUGACUCAGUGCUGUUUCUGCAGGAAUUCGGUGCAUUGAUGAGCAAUUACUCCCUCCCCCCACCUCUGCCCACCUACCACGUUCUGCUGGAGGGGGAGGGCCUGGGACAGUCGCUUGGCAACUUCAAGGAUGACCUACUCAAUGUGUGCAUGCGCCACGUUGAGAAGAUGUGCAAGGCCGACCUGAGCCGCAACUUCAUUGAGAGGAAUCACAUGGAGAACGGGGGCGACCACCGCUACAUGAACAACUACGCUAACAGCUACACGAGCGAGUGGAGUGCGCCUGAUGCCAUGAAGAGAUACUCCAUGUACCUCACGCCCAAGGGUGGGGCCAGGACAUCGUACCAGCCAGGGUCCCCCAGCCGCCUCUCCAAGGAGACGAACCAGAAGAACUUCAACAAUCUCUAUGGCACCAAAGGUAACUACACCUCCAGGGUCUGGGAAUACUCCACCAUUCAGAGCUCUGACGACCUGCCCGCUGUCCAAGGCAGCUCCUCCUUCUCCCUGAAAGGCUAUCCCUCCCUCAUCAGGAGCCAGAGCCCUAAGACCCAGCCCCAGACUUGGAAAUCUGGCAAGCAGACUUUGCUGUCUCAUUACCGACCGUUCUACGUCAACAAAGGCAACGCGAUGGGGUCCAACGAGGCCCCGUGA
Molecule: messenger RNA, 1326 nt
Organism: Puma concolor (puma)
Lineage: Eukaryota; Metazoa; Chordata; Mammalia; Carnivora; Felidae
Gene: TRIM29
Product: tripartite motif containing 29
Molecular function (GO): zinc ion binding
Source: RefSeq, a predicted model, not a curated record